AUGGCUGAUUCGAAACAAGGAUUGAGGAAACCGGUGUUUACCAAGGUUGAUCAGCUUCGCCCAGGGACCAGUGGACACACCAUAACUGUGAAGGUUGUUGAUACUAAGAUGGUGAUGCAGAGAGGUCGUCCUGAUGGACCUCAAUCCCGUCAAAUGCGAAUUGCUGAGAGUUUGGUUGGUGAUGAGACUGGAGUGAUUAUAGUUACUGCAAGAAAUGAUCAGGUGGAUUUGAUGAAAGAAGGCUCCACUAUCAUCUUGCGUAAUGCUAAGAUUGACAUGUUCAAAGGCUCAAUGAGACUCGCCGUGGACAAAUGGGGCCGUAUUGAAGUCACAGAACCAGCUACCUUCACUGUCAAGGAAGAUAAUAACUUGUCUCUGAUUGAAUAUGAACUGGUGAAUGUUGUUGUUGAAUGA
Lathyrus sativus (Indian pea) is the source of this 414-nucleotide messenger RNA. The record is from the annotation of a GenBank genome assembly. NCBI's taxonomy places the organism in Eukaryota, Viridiplantae, Streptophyta, Magnoliopsida, Fabales, Fabaceae.